AUGAAACUGGCCAGAUCUGACACGUCCACCUAUGAGAGUCUGGUAUUUGUGACUGGCAUUGUCCUGCUCCUCAUCCCUUGUUCCAUCGUAUUAGCCUCCUACACUCGCAUCCUCUCUACGGUCCUGAGGAUGAAGUCAACCAAAGGACAGCAGAAAGCUCUGGCCACCUGCUCCUCACACCUGACUGUGGUUUGCAUGUUUUAUGGGGCAGCUCUCUUCAUGUACAUGAGACCCAAUGCCUACCACACACCAGAGCAAGACAAAAUUGUGUGUCUGUUUUACACCGUUGUCACCCCAAUACUGAAUGAAGAGAUGACAAGGAUCCCGAUUUUCCUCUCCCUGACAAUUUGUGGAGCAGAGUGCCUCUUCCAGGUAGUCAUGCAUUAUGACAGGUAUAUAGCAAUCUGCAACCUGUUGCAAUACCCACUACUCCUGAGCAAGAGAGUCUGUUGUCUGACAGGUGGGGUCUGGAUUGGGACAUGUGUAGAUGCCUUGAUUCUUACAGCUUCUGUAAUGCACUUGCCCUACUGCGGCUUUAAAAUAAUUACCCACUUAUUCUGUGAGGUCCCAGCCCUGCUCAAAUUGUCCUGCUCUGACACGUCCCAAUAUGAGACUUUGCUGUUUGUGUGUAGUAUUGUAAUGUUCCUUAUCCCUUCUUCCACCAUCCUAGCCUCUGACUCUCACAUUCUUGCUGCAGUCCUCAGGAUGAAUUCAACCAGACAGCAGAAAGCUCUGGCCACCUGCUCCUCCCACCUGGCUGUGGUGGGCAUGUUCUACGGGGCAGCCAUCUUCAUGUACAUGAGACCCAGCUCCUACCACUCCCCAGAGCAAGACAAGAUUGUUGCUGUCUUUUACACCAUUGUCACCCUAGGGCUGGAUCCACUCAUCUACAGCCUGAGAAACAGGGAUGUCUUAGGAGCCCUAAGAAAACUGGUUGGGAAAUACAGAGGACGCUCCAGCCCAGACUGCAUCAUCGUUCAGAACUGGCUGGUGAUGGCAUUGGAGGACCGGCUAAUGGACACACAGGCCUGGCAGGUGGAAGAUGUUGCCUGCAAGGGCGUGCAGGACUGGCAUGAGGAGGUGUGGGCCUGGGCAGACCGGGCAGUCUGA
Molecule: messenger RNA, 1110 nt
Organism: Alligator sinensis (Chinese alligator)
Lineage: Eukaryota; Metazoa; Chordata; Crocodylia; Alligatoridae
Product: olfactory receptor 2T7-like
Biological process (GO): G protein-coupled receptor signaling pathway
Cellular component (GO): membrane
Molecular function (GO): olfactory receptor activity
Source: RefSeq, a predicted model, not a curated record